Molecule: messenger RNA, 1678 nt
Organism: Cucurbita pepo subsp. pepo (vegetable marrow)
Lineage: Eukaryota; Viridiplantae; Streptophyta; Magnoliopsida; Cucurbitales; Cucurbitaceae
Source: RefSeq, a predicted model, not a curated record
ACAGCCGGAAAAGGAAGCGAGGAAAGUAAAGGACAAGGGGAGGGCUGUCUCGGUAUCAAUGCCAAACCCCGAGAUCAACACCACCGGAACCGGCAUCGGCGACGAAACAAUCGCCGACGCCGGUAACUCUUCUCAUUCCAAUGGUAAUCUCAAAGAUUGGCACACUUAUCCGGUUGCCAGAUUGCCCUCUCGUAACAGCUCCUCCAAGUACGAUUUUGUUAAGGUGAAGGUGUGGUUGGGAGAUAACGCAGAUCACUAUUAUGUCUUGUCGCGGUUUUUGCUCAGCAGGAUGUUGACAGUGACCAAGAUUCCAAAUCAUCUUGCUAUCAAAAUUGCAUUGGAGCUCAAGAAGCUGCUUGUAGAUAAUAGCCUUUUAGAUGUCUCACAAUCUGAUUUGGAAGCUAAUAUUUUCAAGCUCAUGGAGUUGCGUGGUUAUGGGGAAGAGUACAUAAAUCGGUAUAAGAUGAUGACUAGAUUUCACCAUCAAAGGGUCCCAUUGGUGAUUCUUGUAUGUGGAACUGCCUGUGUUGGGAAGUCAACCAUAGCCACCCAACUUGCACAGAGACUUAACCUGCCAAAUGUUUUACAGACAGAUAUGGUAUAUGAAUUACUACGCACAUCAACAGACGCACCACUGACAUCAACUCCUGUAUGGGCACGAGAUUUUAGCUCUUCAGAGGAGUUAAUUACCGAAUUCUGUAGAGAAUGCAGAAUCGUUCGUAAAGGUUUGGCUGGUGAUUUGAAGAAAGCUAUGAAAGAUGGAAAGCCUGUAAUAAUCGAGGGAAUACAUUUGGAUCCCAGCAUAUAUUUGAUGGAUGAUGAAAGUAAGACACUAGCUAAUAUGUCAGCAAAAGAUACCGAAACGAAUCCUUUAUCAACGACAUCAGAUAAUGAAAGUGCAAAGCAAACGAAGAGUGGCACCUGCAGUACGUGUUCUCCUACGAAAGAGUCCGAGCGCACCAACCAAGAGAACGAAGGGCUGGAUUCUCUAGAAGCUGUAGAUAUGGCAGGAAAUAGCGCUCGAGUUAUAGAUGAAACUCAGAAUAAAGGGGAGACGGAUCGAUCUGGUUCGGUCAGGAAAGAUAAGUCUGGUGCUGAGCCAAUAAUCAUACCCAUAGUCUUUAAAAUGGCUGAAUUUGAUCACAAGGCAUUACUAGAGGAAUGGAUCUCCCCUCGAACGUUUAACGACAAAUAUCCUCUCCAGGAUAAAGAUAAGCUUAUAGCUAACUUAAAAACCAUUCAGGGAUAUCUUUGCUCAUUCAAAUCACAGGGCUUGAUAGUUGUUAACAUAUCAGCAACAACAUUUCCACAAACACUCGAUUGGCUGCAUGGAUAUAUUCUGCAGUGCAUUGAACAAGGCAUAUCACCUGUAUCAAAUGGAAAUGCAAGACAGUCCAUUGAACACUAAUUAAGAACAAAAAAUUUGUUCAUGUUCCAGCUUAUCUUUCUUCACCUUUUUACUUCACAAACAGCAGCCUGCAUCAUCAAGAGCUUUUUGUGCUGUUGCCGGGAACUAUUUUUUUCUUUUAAACAAAUUUCAAUUUUUAGUGAACAUUACAUUCAGUUUAUGAUUGCAGCUAGAAAACAUUAAUUAUGAGACAUAAAAUCUCAUAGCUCAUGUUGUCCAUGUCUUUUAUGUUUCCUAUGUUUAUUUUAAAUGAAGUUGUUUAUUUGAGAA